Hyaloperonospora brassicae is the source of this 456-nucleotide messenger RNA. The record is from the annotation of a GenBank genome assembly. Lineage: Eukaryota; Oomycota; Peronosporomycetes; Peronosporales; Peronosporaceae.
AUGAGCAACGGCACCGCCCGCUCACAGCUGGUGAUCGAGUUCAACGUAGAGGACCCGUUGCCCGUCCUGCUACGUCUUAUCAAUGCUUUGCACCUACGGUCCAAGACGCGCUUAACGGAAGCGGUGGCAACAAUUGGCCACAGAGACUCGCGGGCCCAACGUGCCCAUAGUCGUCCGGCACUGAUUAAGAUGCCGCGUCUGCGUUUUCGUGCGCUCGCCACUGGAUGUGCUCUGUCUUCUCCCGUCCGUGCGGUGGGCAGCAGGAGCUUCGAGCGCCGGAUGGCUCGUCACCACGUGGUUUCGCCUGUGGCGGCGACACGACUGGCCGUCGCGUUUCAAGGCGACGAAAUCAGGUGUUGCGGGCAGGUGCGACACGUCGAUGACCCCAUCUCGGCGGCGGUUCUCGUAGCCGUUGGGGCCGUCGCGUCCCGUCGCGUCUGUCGAGAGGAUCAGUGA